Molecule: messenger RNA, 720 nt
Organism: Lingula anatina
Lineage: Eukaryota; Metazoa; Brachiopoda; Lingulata; Lingulida; Lingulidae
Biological process (GO): cell surface receptor protein tyrosine kinase signaling pathway; intracellular signal transduction
Molecular function (GO): protein binding
Source: RefSeq, a predicted model, not a curated record
UCAGAACAAGAUCUUUUAUACAUGGGAAAAGUUCCCCUUGCUCAAAGACGGAAAAUUCUUAAGGCAGUCAAUGCUGUUGCCAAAACAGAAAACAAACCAACUAAAGGUUUGGCUUUCCGUCUUUCUGUCUCUGACAAGCUGUCUGAGAUGUCAGAAAGUCUUUCUGAAACAGUGACCAGAAUUGGUAAACUAGGCAACAAGCUAGGUAUAGGCAAGCCAGCACCUCCACCAAAGGAUUUCAAGCCAGAGAGUAAUAAUAACAAUGAUGAUACGUAUGACUGGGACUCGGAUGAAUGGGAAGACGGUAUGGAUGACACAGAGGGAGGUUUUGAGGACCACUUGGACACUUCUAUGUACCAGGCUGCUCUUGAUGCUGAAGCCAGUGUAGAAGAAAGCUUUUACCUAGAUGCUCAGGAGAGACCCACCAUUUUUGCUAGAUUAGCUAGCAAUCAAGAGCCUGAAUCAGAUGACAGCGCUGACUAUAUAAAGCCGGAAAAUAACUUGCCUCCACCACCAGGACGUAGGCCUGCCCCGCCCCCAGCGCCUGAUGAUGAUGAUAUGCCCCCACCCCCACCACCACCCAGACCACCUAAACCUGGGGAGAAACCAGCCAUUGGACACAGCAAUAAACCCCCACCUGUCCCUGCAUGUGUUAUCAGUAUGAGUCACUAUAUGAUAAGGUAUGGGGACAUAAGAGGAAAACUGACCACAUCCAAAUAG